ACGAGCAUAUCAUUAUCAAUGGAAGCAAUGCAUUUUCAUCUCCUAGCCUUUGUUUUCUGGUGUCUGAGCAUGAGAACUGGAAUCGGAUACAAUUCCAAUUCCAGUGUAGGAGAAGUUCAAGUCAUGUGCAUAGAGAGGGAGAAGCAAGCUCUUCUCAAGUUCAAAGAUGGCCUUGUGGAUUAUGCUAAUGAGCUUUCUUCAUGGGGUAGCAAAGAAGAGAAUUGCUGCAAAUGGAGUAGGGUUCGGUGCAACCAAAGUUCUGGUCAUGUUUCUGCGCUUGACUUUCGUCCUGUGGUCAAGAAUGAGUAUGGAGGGACCUCAUGGACACCCUUCAGAGGGGAGAUAAGAUCUUCAUUAGUGGAACUGCAGCAGUUGACAUAUUUGGACCUGAGUUUGUUUCAGGGAAGUGAAAUCUCCAUCCCAAAGUUCAUUGGUUCAUUAAAGAACUUGAGAUAUCUGAACUUUUCUGGGUGCGAAUUUGUCGGAACCAUUCCUGAUCAGCUUGGAAAUCUCUCAAGGUUGGUUUCUCUUGAUCUCAGCAAAAAUAAUUUUGACAAAGUUGAAAGCCUUAUGUUCCUUUCUCAUCUACCUGCUUUGGAGAAUCUUGACAUGAGAAAUACCAAUCUUAGUCAGGCAACAGAUUGGUUGCAAGCAAUUAAUUUGCUCCCUUCUCUGACGAACAUGUAUUUGAGUGGAUGUGAGCUAUCUCUAAAUAUUCUUCCACCUCCAUCUCUUGUCAAUUCCUCUAGAUCACUUGUUGUCAUUGAUCUUUCUUCCAACAAUUUGGUAUCUUCAAUCUUCCCUGGCUUGUUCAUCGCUAACCAUAGCCUUCCUGCUCUUAAACACAUUAAUCUUGCUUUUAACGACCUUGAAGGUGAAAUUCCAAGAACAUUUGGGAAUCUCUCUAGCUUGGAAACAAUGGAUUUAUCUCAGAAUGGUCUAACUGGAGAGCUACCAGAUAUGAAGAAUUCUUCGUCAAUCAGAGAAAUAUAUCUGUCCGGCAAUAAACUAAAUGGGAGUUUAACUACAAGUAUCGGGCUGCUUUCCAACCUUGAAAUUUUGGAUCUCUCCUCUAAUUUCAUGGAUGGUAUUAUUUCAGAUAUCCACUUUCUGAACCUCUCCAAAUUAUGGUACUUGGAUAUUUCUUUAAAUUCUUUGACACUGAACUUCAGCCCAAACUGGGUUCCCCCUUUUCAGCUUAUCACUUUAAAAAUGAGCUCUUGCAAGUUGGGGCCCCAUUUUCCUCAAUGGCUUCAAGUGCAAAAGAGGAUUUUUCACCUUGACAUCUCCAAUGCAGGAAUUUCAGAUCCUAUCAGUGAUUGGUUUUGGGAUCUUCCUCUCAAACUUGGCUACUUGAAUCUCUCCUCCAACCAAUUCAGUGGUGAGGUGCAGAAAUUGUCAUCAAUAUUAGGUAGUAUGUCUGCUGUUGAUCUCAGUUCUAACCAUUUUCAUGGCUCACUACCACUACUUCCACCUAGUACAACAAUCUUGGAUCUCUCCAAAAAUAUGUUUUCUGGAACUACAUCCAACUUAUGUUCAAUAACAGGUCACAAACUGAACUAUCUUGACCUUUCUGAUAAUUUUCUAUCAGGAGAACUUCCUGAUUGUUGGAUGCAUUGGAGAUAUCUAGGAAUCAUUAAUUUGGCUAACAAUAAUUUUUCUGGUACCAUCCCUGCCUCAUUUGGGCUGCUUCCAGUUGAAACAUUAUCUUUAAGAAACAAUAGCUUCUCUGGAGAAUUGCCUCCAGCCUUAGGUAAUUGCACAGCUCUAGAACUUCUAGACCUUGGAGAGAAUAGAUUAUCUGGUGAAGUACCAGAAUGGAUAGGGGAGAAUCUUUCAAGUCUGAUCGUUCUUCGUCUUCGAUCAAAUCACUUUAUUGGAACCAUACCUUUGCACCUAUGCUAUCUAGAUUCUCUUCAAAUAUUGGACCUGUCCCGCAACAAUAUUUCAGGAAGUAUACCAGAGUGCCUAAGCAAUUUCACUGCCAUGGCUUUAGAGCGGCGCACAGCUGAAAUGAGUUAUACGUAUUCUUCCAAUAUUGAGGAUCACUCUUGGGGUAGUGAAUGGAAAAUUACUGAGCAAUACAUAGCCAAACUCAUGGUUGUCUGGAAAGGAAUAGAGCUGGAGUUCGGAAAAAAUCUUGGUCUUGUUAAGAGCAUUGAUCUUUCAAGAAAUAAUCUGAGUGGAGAAAUCCCUGGUGGAAUAACAGUUCUUAUUGGCUUGGUUUCACUAAAUUUCUCACAUAACCAAUUGACUGGAAAUAUUCCUCCAAGAAUCGGCCACUUGAAAUUGUUAGAAUCUCUUGAUCUGUCUACAAAUCAACUUUCCGGCAGACUUCCUGAGGGCCUUAGUGACUUAAAUUUUCUGAGUCGCCUAAACUUGUCAUAUAACAACUUCUCUGGCAAAAUUCCAAGGAGCACUCAACUACAGAGCUUUGAUGAUACUUCAUUUAAAGGAAAUCCAGGACUUUGUGGUGAACCACUUCCAAAUAGGUGCCCUGGAGAACAAGCUGCGAGUCCACCCAUUAAUGGAGGCAGCGAAAACGCUGACAAGCAAGUAGGCAAGGAUGAGAUUAUAACCUCAGGAUUUUUCAUAAGCAUGGGAAUAGGGUUUGCUACAGGGUUUUGGGGAGUUUGUUGCAGUUUAUUGCUUUACGGGCCUUGGAGACAUGCCUACUUUCAGUUCUUGGACACAGUAGGAAGUUGGCUAUACGUAAGAGCUGUAAUGAGUGUAGCUAAACUGCAAAGCAUGCUCUGAAACCUGAAGUCAAGUCUCUCUGUGUUAAUUGUUUCCCUUUUUUUUAUCUUUUCUUUUUUCCCCAUUAUCCUUGUGUUAUAGAGUUCUAGGCUCCUAACAUAUGUGUUAGCACAGAUUUCAUGGAUAUAUAGUAUA
Hevea brasiliensis (rubber tree) is the source of this 2892-nucleotide messenger RNA. Its product is annotated as receptor-like protein EIX1. Gene Ontology annotation, molecular function: protein binding. The record is from RefSeq and is a predicted model, not a curated record. The transcript has a single exon. NCBI's taxonomy places the organism in Eukaryota, Viridiplantae, Streptophyta, Magnoliopsida, Malpighiales, Euphorbiaceae. Bases 19 to 2757 code for a protein of 912 amino acids.